This is a messenger RNA of Diachasmimorpha longicaudata, 1127 nucleotides long. RefSeq names its product transmembrane protein 230. The coding region runs from base 413 to 775 and encodes 120 amino acids. Gene Ontology annotation, cellular component: endomembrane system. Lineage: Eukaryota; Metazoa; Arthropoda; Insecta; Hymenoptera; Braconidae. The record is from RefSeq and is a predicted model, not a curated record. The transcript is spliced from 4 exons.
UCUGAGAAUGUAAUAGACGUUUCGGUGACAAUGGGGGAGAAUUUUGUGGCUGAAGGGGGAUAAUUGACUGCGGGAUCAGGUGAUCUGACGGUCAGAUUGUCAUUCGAGCUCAGAAUCUCGUGGAGUUUGUUCCUUUGUGGGGAAGACAGCAUGAUUGUUGUUUGCAAACUAAAACUGGAUCGAUCGAUUUUGCUAGUGUCGUCAUUGUCUCUGUCAUGAAGUGCACAAAUUCUUGGAAAUUAUGUAACCGAAUAAACAAUGGUCUGUUCGUCGUGACGUGUGUCUCGGUAAAAAAUUGAGUACAAAUCGUCAACUCCUAGAGGAAUUCCGUAAAAUAUCCUCAAGUAAUAAGUGAAAAAUUUUAUUAUCGACUUGAUAUUCCACUGCGCAAGAUUCGAUUUACAGGCUGAGUAUGUCAAGAAGGAAAAACGUGCAAGGAAGGGUUGAAAGACAAUUCGACAACGUGGAUUACACCCAGCUGACCGAAACCGACAAUGGUUUCGUUGAUUCACAGUUUGUAACUCCUCCAGUGAAGAUUCCAUGGAAGGCUAUUGGUUUGGCAGCCCUUCUGUUCGUUGGAGGCACAGUUAUGCUUAUCAUAGGCAGUCUUAUUGUCAGUGGCCACAUUGAUUCCAAGUACAAGGACCGAAUGUGGCCGAUGAUAAUUUUGGGUGCCUUAAUGUUCAUCCCAGGUGCCUAUCACGUUCGAGUAGCCCUCAUGGCAUACAACAAAGUUCCUGGUUAUUCAUUCGACGAUAUUCCAGAGUUUGAUUGAUACUUGCGCAAUAAAAAAGAGAAUAUAAUUUUUCCACUAAGUUGAUUAAUCGUAAGGAUAUUGAUUGUACAUAAGCGAUGCCACAACGUGCUUUUUCGUCUCUAUUCAAGAAGAAAUAAUCACUACGAAGAAGAAGCAUUUCAACAGACGUAACACAAGUAUUAAUUCUCAUAUUUCUGAUCAGCUUUUUUUCUAUUUUUUAUCGAGUACCUACGACAAUUCAAUUUAUCCUUCUUCCUCUGCAUCGAUUCUCCUGCAUUUCAAUAUUUUUCGUAUUAUUAUUGUUAUUGAAAAUAAAGUGUGUAAUGAGGAAUAUGUAUGAGAGCUGGAUUAAACUGUGAUAUCAAAUGAA